Messenger RNA from Zea mays, 1237 nucleotides. Its product is annotated as putative bifunctional inhibitor/LTP/seed storage protein family. The transcript is spliced from 2 exons. Gene Ontology annotation, molecular function: lipid binding. Gene Ontology annotation, biological process: lipid transport. The record is from RefSeq and is a predicted model, not a curated record. Bases 199 to 942 code for a protein of 247 amino acids. Lineage: Eukaryota; Viridiplantae; Streptophyta; Magnoliopsida; Poales; Poaceae.
CACGCCACGCCGCGCUUCCUCUCAACUUCUCUUGUGUGACGUCGACCUCGUCCGGAUGCUAUAAUAACUGCCCCUCACCAAACAUCCCAGCCAGCUCUCACUCACUCACUCACAAGUCACACAGCCACACUUGAACCGCUGCCCGCAGCGGAGGGAGCUUGCACGGGCCAACGCACACAUAACACAAGCUCGUCGUCGAUGGCGCGGUGGGCUGCGGUGCUGGCGCUGGCCGCGGCCACGGCCAUCGCCGUGGCGUCCGUGGCGGGCGGCGACAUGAGCGCGGACAAGACGGAGUGCGCGGACCAGCUGGUGGGCCUGGCGCCGUGCCUGCAGUACGUGCAGGGGCAGGCCCGCGCGCCGCCGCCCGACUGCUGCGGCGGCCUGCGCCAGGUGCUGGGGAAGAGCCCCAAGUGCCUGUGCGUGCUCGUCAAGGACAAGGACGACCCCAACCUGGGCAUCAAGAUCAACGCCACCCUCGCGCUCGCGCUCCCCAACGCCUGCGGCGCCACCCGCGCCAACGUCUCCCACUGCGCUCGUACGUCCUCGCUUUCUUCUUCCUUCAGCCGGCCAGCCAGUGCUAGCGAAGCCACAAGGCCGCCGCCCGGGCCCGGCGUUGCUUUUCUUACUGCUUCAUUCUUUUCUCCCCAAGCCAAAUCAUGUCUGUGUCAUUUUAUUUUAUUUUAUUUUAUUUUUGCUGCAGAGCUCCUGCAUAUUCCCCCGGGCUCCAAAGACGCCGCCGUCUUCAGCCCCGGCGGCGACAAGGGCUCCACUGCCGCUCCAGCCAAGGACAACUCGACGGCGACGACCGACUCCCGCGCGCUGCAGGCGACCACCGGACGCGGCGUCUCCUCCUCGGCGGCGACCGCCGGUGCUGCACUCGCGGUGCUGCUCGCCGGCUACCUCCUCCUGCUCGUGCCAGAGCUGUCGCCUAGCUCGUUCUAGACCCUCUGUCAAGUUGUGCCACCAGUAGGAUUUGAUGUGUUGUUGUUCUUUCUAGUACGUGACGUGACAGACAAUUUGCUGCUGGUGUCCUUGUUGUUGUAGUAGUUGCACUGUGUGUUCCUGUUAUGCUAUGGGUACGAGAUGUUAGGGCAUGGGUUAAGCUAAGCUAAGGCGAUGGGGUAUCAGCAGUACCUUACCUCUCAUCUGGCUGCUGAUCCUUUUUGUUCUUGGCACUGCUGUUUUAUCUGAACAUUUGAUCAGCCAAGAGAACUUCCACUCGUGACACGGUUAAUGG